AUGUACUGAACCCUCUGCCUUUGGGUCUCCUUUGUCAGGUGCCCCCUCCCCACGGAGGGACCCCCUCUCUCCCACGCCCGGAGUGGGCAUCAUGGCUGGCGGGAAGCAGGAGCUGAAGAGAAGCGUUUCCAUCAUCCCCUGCUUUGUGUUUGUGGAGCUGGUGAUCAUGGCGGGCACGGUGCUGCUCGCAUAUCACUUCGAAUACACCGACACCUUCCCCGUCCACAUCCAGGGCUUCUUCUGCCACGACAGCGCCUACGCCAAGCCCUACCCGGGGCCCGAGGACGCCAGCCGCGCCCCGCCCGUCCUGGUCUACUCCCUGGUCACCGCCGUUCCCACGGCCAUGGUGGGGGCUCCCCUGCCUGGUCCCAGGACCCCCAGGCUGGCCUAG
Messenger RNA from Chrysemys picta bellii (western painted turtle), 391 nucleotides. Lineage: Eukaryota; Metazoa; Chordata; Testudines; Emydidae. The record is from RefSeq and is a predicted model, not a curated record.